AUGUCUUCUCUGAAUACGGAUUUCGCCAGCACAGCUCUGUCUGAACCCUCUGUUUUGACUACUGAUGAUUCACAGAUAACGGUCGAUACCAAUGAAUCAGUACGGCAAAUUCCCAGUGGCAUUUUUUUAAGGACAGCUGAAAUUCAAGAAACUCCUCUUCCAGGUGUUACUCCCAGUGAUUUUUCGUAUAAUUUAUCGUCACAUCGUUCGGAGAAGGGUUAUGGGAUUAGUUCUUUUGCGACGCAUGAUGCUCUAUUUGCUGGCGGAGCAAAGAAAAGCAGACACGUUACCUUUGGUCUAGUCGAUCUCUAUCACUUCGACCGCUUACAGGGGUUUGCUUGUGUUCCUAGUCAGGGCGGAUCAACCUUAGGAAUGGCGAAUGAGCAUUGGAGUAAGGAACGUGUUCCCGUCUUUGAACACCAAAGUAGGCGAAAGUACCAGCGUUAUUCAGCUCUUUUGCGGUUCUGUCUUGAAGGCAAACUUCUUCUUUCAUUUCAACAAUUUCGGAUGCUCGAAUCACGCGUCAAAUGUCAGCAGCGGUUGUUGACACGAAGAAAUCCAGCUGACCAGUGUAGCAGUGGCUCUGGAGACAUCAAUGAUUUGUGUUUGAAACGACCUUUGGAAUCAUUUGAAAGCCCUAGUGACGAGGAUCUGAGUUUUUUGGAUAGCUUAGAAGAGUACUAUUUUCUGCAACCCCUAUCUGUUAAGCGGCGACGUAUCUUGCUGCGGAAGGCUGGCCUCCAGAAGAUCGAUCCCAUGGAGAAGCACGAAUGUGAAGCCAUCCGGAAGAGCCGUUCUGAAUGCGGCUGCACCUGUGUUACUGGCUUUUGCGACCCACAAACCUGUGAAUGCGCUCUCAACGGCAUUCCAUGCCAAGUAGAUCGCGCCAGAUUCCCGUGCGUCUGUCUCAGCCCCAGCCACUGUUCAAACCCCGAGGGUCGUAUUGAAUUUAACCCCGCGCGUGUGCGCACUCACUACCUUCACACACGUAUGCGUCUGGAGUCUGAGGAUCGGGAAGUUGUUUCAGCUACCGAUUCCUUUGCCCCUAUUAAACGGUCCCGCUUCCUUGAGGUCGUCCUCCCUCACCCCUCAAAGGGUACUUGUGGUGCACAGAUGCCUUGGGAGGAUGUUGAAGGAGAUCAAUCUAUGUUGGCGUCAUCCAAUGCUCUACAAUCAGCCAUUUCUAGGAGUGUGGAAGAGGCGCUCAGUGCAACGGCUUCCAACGGCGGAUGUCGGGAUUGUCAGGAUGAUCGAUAUGUGCACCUUUUGGUGCAGGAACUGCAAUGUCAGCAGAGGCUGCAGAACAGCUUUGAGACUGAAGAAGAGUUAGAAGGGGAGGGAACAGUUGAUUUAAGCCAAAGUGUACUGUUGAACAAUAUUCCCAUUGAUUGCGUCUCUUUUCCUCAUAAUACAGGAAAUGAAGAAGCUGUUUAUGACGACAGGUGUUUCGUUCAGUCAAACACUCAGAUGAACUACACUGCUAAAGGAUUAAGCACUGUUCUGAAUUCUGCUUCUUGUGACGAAGUCGGGGUAGAUGACGAAGAAAAUGAUGAUGAUGAGGAGGAAGAUGAUGGAUGUGAUUGUGGUAGUGCUGGUCUUUCUGAUGGGUGUUGUGCCAGUGAAUUUGGUUGCGCUGCACGCCACCCUUCGCCUGUUGAAACGCCGACCAGUGGGUUGAGCAGUGCGACCGCAUCAAAGGAAGCUACUUCGUCACAGUCGUUUUGCCGAUUGGAGCCGAUAACAUCCCUGUUCCGCAGCUCAAACGAGAUAUCCAGUUCGUGUCCCGAAGUGGAGGAGGAGGAGGAGGAGGAGGGGACUAGUGCAUCUAUCUCCUCCCGUCGCCCACCCUCGGUUUGUGAGGCGGUCAUUGCCUAG
Molecule: messenger RNA, 1875 nt
Organism: Hydatigera taeniaeformis
Lineage: Eukaryota; Metazoa; Platyhelminthes; Cestoda; Cyclophyllidea; Taeniidae
Source: the annotation of a GenBank genome assembly